Messenger RNA from Lottia gigantea (owl limpet), 1743 nucleotides. RefSeq lists its product as hypothetical. The annotation marks the transcript as partial. Gene Ontology annotation, biological process: actin cytoskeleton organization; protein phosphorylation. The record is from RefSeq and is a predicted model, not a curated record. The transcript has 12 exons. Gene Ontology annotation, cellular component: cytoplasm; nucleus. NCBI's taxonomy places the organism in Eukaryota, Metazoa, Mollusca, Gastropoda, Lottiidae. Gene Ontology annotation, molecular function: protein serine/threonine kinase activity; protein binding; ATP binding.
GUCUGUGGUUCUUGUGGAAGGACUAUAGAUUGUGAGUCGUUUAUUCAAGCCCUUUCCAAAGAUUGGCACACUGAAUGUUUUCGGUGCUCAAGGUGUAAAAAAUGUCUACCAAAUUGGUAUUUUGAGAAAGAUGGUAGUUUAUUUUGUCAGUCAGACUAUUGGGCUAGAUUUGGUGAAUCAUGUAAUGGUUGUUCAGAUCUCAUAACAGGACCUGUCAUGGUGGCUGGAGAACAUCGUUACCAUCCAGAAUGUUUUAAAUGUGUUCAUUGUGAUAGUUAUAUUGGUGAUGGUGAAACAUAUGCUCUAGUAGAGAGAUCAAAACUAUUCUGUGGAACAUGUUACUCCAAAGUAAUGAAGCCAUUAUUGGCUGCAUCACCACGAAGACGGAAACCUCAUUCUAUACAACUAGUAGAAAUACCUCCUACCCCAGACAGAAAUCGUGGUGUACAGUUUACUAUGGAUAGACAGAGGAACUCAUCCUAUAGGGUUUCUAGAAACAGUGAUAUCUAUAGGAAAUCACCAGCCAUUAAAAUUACAGAUCUGGAUGUUAGUCCAGAUCUACAGGGUUUAAAGAUUGGUGAUCGUAUAUUAGAAGUAAAUGGUUUAAAUGUUAGAGAUAAAUCUGUAGAAGAUAUUGACACAAUAUUUAACAAUACCAAUGAAGUUUUACACAUAACAUUAGAACGUGACCCAUCACCAUUACGCCAUAGUUCAGAUAGUGAUAGUCCUACAGAUACAUCAUCACCUGAUCAAGUUAUCAUUGGUAAUACACCAGUUCAAUUACGUCCUAGAUCAUCUUUAAAAGCCAGGAAUCCAUCAAGAAGAAGAAGUAAAUCACCUUCCCCAUUACCCACUAAUAGAGCACUAAGUAUAGAUCUAUCGAGAUCUAGUUCCUUACGCAGUCAAACAGGUUCUCAUCGUGUCUUCAGAGUCAUUGAUCUAAUAAUUGGUGAUCUCCUUGGUCAAGGCUUCUUUGGACAAGCUUUUAAGGUAACACAUCGUGUAACAGGAGAAGUUAUGGUAUUAAAAGAAUUAUUUAAUUUUAAUGAAGAAGCUCAAAAAAAUUUCUUGAAGGAGGUUCAUAUGUUACGUAACCUAGAUCAUUCCUGUUUGUUGAAGUUUAUGGGUGUACUAUAUAAAGAUAAAAAAUUAAAUUUAGUCACAGAAUACAUCGGUGGGGGAACAUUACAAGAACUUUUAUUAGAUGAAAGUAAAGAAAUAACCUUAGUCAAUAAAAUAAAGUUUUUAAAAGACAUCUCUAGUGGAAUGAGCUAUUUACAUUCUAUGGAUGUUAUACAUCGAGAUCUCACAUCACAUAAUUGUCUGGUUAGAUUAAAUAAUACAGUAGUAGUUGCUGAUUUUGGUUUGGCAAAAAUAAUGUCUAAAAAUACAGAUAUGCCUUAUCCUGAUAUAGAACGAACACCAAAUAACAACUCUAGCUCAAACUCCAAAUAUAAACGUAAAACUAAGAAAAAGCGAUAUACUGUAGUUGGCAGCCCGUACUGGAUGGCACCAGAAAUGAUGUCUGGUAAAAUUUAUGAUGAAAGAGUUGAUAUAUUUUCUUAUGGUAUUAUUGUGUGUGAAGUGAUAAGUCGAGUGUCAGCUGACCCAGAUUAUCUGCCUCGUACCCUCGACUUUGGUUUAAAUAUGGAACUAUUUAAAAAGCAAUAUAGUGGAGAUUGUCCUGACACCAUGUUUAUGUUGGCUGCAUUGUGUUGUCAACUUGUUCCAGAAAAAAGGUAA